AUGUUUCAACUUCCACCGCCACCCCAAUUUACUCUCCCACCACCUCCGCCUCUUCCUAUUUCGAUAUUUAAAUCAAAAUCUAUUCUUCCACUCACUUGUUCAUCUAUUCAACAACAAAUAAAUCCUCAUUUUAUAUUAAUUAAUUCCAUGUUUGUUUUUCUUAUUACAGUUAUUCUUAUAUCAAUAUUUAUUUUUAUUCGAUUGUAUUAUCAACAAAAACUAUCAGAAAAAAACUUCUAUUUAAAACCAAUAUCAACUAUUUCAAAAAAUAUUUCAAUAUCCAGUAACGGUUCAUAUGAAAUCAUAUCAUCAGAUAUUUUUCUUGAAUCAAAUGAUACAUCAUCAACAAAUUCAAAUAGUAUGAUAUCGAAUUAUUAUAAUCAAAUAUCUUCAUAUUAUGAUAUUCGUUCUCCUAGUUAA
This is a messenger RNA of Adineta steineri, 420 nucleotides long. The record is from the annotation of a GenBank genome assembly. Lineage: Eukaryota; Metazoa; Rotifera; Eurotatoria; Adinetida; Adinetidae.